Molecule: messenger RNA, 1694 nt
Organism: Xenia sp. Carnegie-2017
Lineage: Eukaryota; Metazoa; Cnidaria; Anthozoa; Malacalcyonacea; Xeniidae
Product: filamin-B-like
Biological process (GO): actin cytoskeleton organization
Molecular function (GO): actin filament binding
Source: RefSeq, a predicted model, not a curated record
CACGUACGUCACACCUGCGAAAGAAUUCUGGGAAACUUGCGAGGAACCAAUGAACGCAAAGAAAUACUGUUGAGGUGGUUGAACUCUAAACGUAUUGGCCACGAAAUAAAAAACUUUACAACCGAUUGGAAUGAUGGUACUGUAAUCUGUCAACUCAUCGACUCGAUCAAACCAGGACUUCUUCCCGAGGAGCAAUACCUUCAAGGAAGUUUGCCACUUAGUAAUGUUCAAAUUGCCAUGGAAACGGCGAAGAGCGCCUUGGGAAUACCGAUGAUUAUUUCUCCAAGCGAUAUGAUUUGUAGCGAGGUGGACGAAUUAAGUGUGAUGACGUACCUUGCUUUGAUCUUCGAGUAUGACCUGGAGUGCAAUUCGGCGCAACAGAGCUCACAUGCGAAAAACCGUAAUGUGGAAAGAGGUGAAAGAGAGCAUGUUGAAAGAGAUGAUAACGAAGAAACGAUUCGAAGUAGUAAUACAGAGAAGGCUAGCGAGACCGUUUUUGGAGUGACUGGUGAAGAAAUUGAGUAUAGGUUGAACUUGCACGAUGUAAAUGCUGACGAAAUAACGGUUUCUAUAGAGUUCAAGCCAUCUGGUAAAAUGACAGAGAGUUUCAAACCUAAUCUCGAGGUGUUCUCGAUGGGAAAAGGUCGAUUUCGAGUUAACUAUACUCCCAAUUAUGCUGGCAAGUAUCGUGUUAGCAUGUACUAUAAAGAUGAACAUAUAGCAGAUAGUCCUUAUUGCUUGCUGGUCUUACCGUCUGAUGACACAAAAACAGAUCUCCUCAAUAACAGCAGUCAGCUGAAUGAUUUGUGCGAUAGAGGACGUCACACGACAUACCGGGGUUUUACGGGAGACGGGGAAGGAUUGAGGCACGCUACAGUCGGAAAACUAGCUGUAUUCACUGUAAUCACAGACAAUCGCGAUAAAGGACCUUUGAGUGUAUGCAUAAACUGCCCAGCUGUAUCAUUACCAGUACCACACGUGAAGAGCACGCGCUCUAAGAACUAUUCAACCCAUACUGUAGCAUAUAUGCCGACGUUGGCAGGGACGUAUACUAUCUACGUAAGAUGGGGGUUAAAACUUAUAAAUGGGAGGCCAUUCCAGGUGUGUGUCAAUGAUUAUGAGCCACCAAAAAUGCCAGCCAUUCGAGAUAAGAAAAAGUCGAAGAGAAGAUCAACACAGUUCAGUCAUAUCAAGGUUUACUACUCAAGCACAUCUUUAGAUCCCAAUGUUAUAAAUGCUACGAAAGAACUCGAGAACGUAUUGGGACGUUAUGGGGUAAGUAGGAAUGCCGAAGAUGGUGUGUGGGUCAGCAUAGAUGUGGAAUUACAAAAGGAUGAAAGAGAAUUGAUAUUCCAUCUUGCUAGAACAAGAACAUUACCUUUGGUCUUCAUUCACGAAGAUUGUCUUGGAAGCUUUAAAGAAGUCAAACAACUUGACGAGAUGAAUGAACUAGAAGAAAAGCUGAUGUUUAAGAUUAGGAAAGUUUAGCGUGUUUACGUGUUUUUUUUGUUUUGUAAUAAAACUAAAAGAAAUCCGCACAAGUUCCAAAGAAAUCUCACGAAAAGAAUUCCUACCGCAUCCUAAACUAGAAAUUUUUAAAAAUCUAUUUAUUACAUAAUGUUAAAAACACAAUACCUUUUUCUCCGUUUUCAUUUAUAAAUAACUUCUUGCUAAAUAGAUCGCUGCACUAACUA